GGUGCGCCCCCCUCCCUUUGACUUAGCGAAUGCGCAUGCACGACUGCUGGUUGGUGUCCUGCGUUGCCGCCACCAUCGUGACUUAGCUGGUUCAACUUUUCUAGGCUGGUGGGGAAAGAAACCCAGCUAAGAUGCACGGUGCCCGCUUGUAACUGUUGUUUACCAUUAAAUAGGAGAAUUUGGUGGUGGGCGAGAUUUUCAAUCCACAUUGCGAGAAAGAGAAGAUAUCGCGAUACCUAGGAAGGGGCUCGUGCUCUGAGGAGAGAUGGCGACCCAGGAGCCGGUGUCUCCCAAGAAACUCAGCCACAAGAAAUACAGGGCCGCCCUGAGGAAAGAGAAACGCAAGAAACGGCGCCAGGAUAUGGCUCGGAUGAGAGAUCUCGAAGCCCCACCAGAGGAGGAGGACGACGACGUUUCUAGUAAUGAACUUACAGAGACGUUAAUGGAGAUGGAGCGGCAAAAAUUACAUGAGGAGUGGCUGCUGAGGGAGGAGAGGGCGCAAGAAGAAUUCAGAAUAAAGAAGGAAAAGGAGGAGGCCGCUAGGAAACAGAAGGAAGAGCAGGAGAGACAGAUAAAGUGUGAAUGGGAGGAGGAACAGAAAAAAAGGAGAGACGAGGAGGCGCAAAAGCUACAGGAGAAGAGGGAAAGAGAGCAGGCGCUGCAGAAGAUGCUGGACCAGGCUGAGAAUGAUGGCUCGUGGCAAAACCCAGAACCACCCGAGGAUUUAAGACUGGAGAAAUACCGAGCCACUUGCCCGUUCUAUAUUAAAACGGGAGCCUGCAGAUUCGGUAACAGAUGUUCACGGAGACACAAUUUCCCCACGUCAAGUCGCACCCUUCUCGUGAAAAGCAUGUUUACCACCUUCGGAAUGGAACAGUGCAGAAGGGAUGACUAUGACUCGGACGCAAACCUGGAGUACAGCGAGGAGGAGACCUAUCAGCAGUUCCUGGACUUCUAUCUCGAUGUCCUGCCCGAGUUCAAGAGCGUGGGGAAAGUGGUCCAGUUUAAGGUGAGCUGCAACCUGGAGCCUCACCUGCGGGGCAAUGUGUAUGUGCAGUACCAGUCGGAAGAAGAGUGCCAAGCGGCCCUCUCGCUCUUUAACGGAAGAUGGUACGCAGGCCGGCAGCUCCAGUGUGAGCUCUGUCCAGUGACCCGGUGGAAACUUGCAAUUUGUGGUUUAUUCGAAACGCAGAAGUGUCCAAAAGGAAAGCACUGCAACUUCCUUCAUGUGUUCAGAGACCCCGACAAUGAAUUUAGAGAUGCUAACAGAGACAUCCACCUCUCUCCGCCUUGGACUGGCUCCUCGGCUAAAACCUCAGACAGGAGGGACAGGAGGGACCACCACGAAGAGCACUAUGGCAAGCCAAGAAGCUGCCACCCUGGUCCAUACCACUCCUCCAAAAGGACCAGGGAGUCUGAGAGGAGGAGUCCACACAGGUGGAAGAAAUCUCACAAACAGGGAGCAAAGGGUCACGAGAGACACAGUUCAAGGCGAGGAAGGGAAGAUGGCGGCAGUCCGGGCCCACAGAGCCAGGGCCACAGGACCUGAGCCAGGCCGAGGGAGCAUCACUUGGGUCCAAGGCUCUAAGACCGGGCUUGGCAAUAGCCAAAUACCACUACAGAAUAAAAACCUAACACCGUGUCCUUCAGAUAC
Messenger RNA from Acomys russatus (golden spiny mouse), 1654 nucleotides. RefSeq names its product U2 small nuclear ribonucleoprotein auxiliary factor 35 kDa subunit-related protein 1-like. The transcript has a single exon. Lineage: Eukaryota; Metazoa; Chordata; Mammalia; Rodentia; Muridae. Gene Ontology annotation, cellular component: U2AF complex; spliceosomal complex. Gene Ontology annotation, biological process: mRNA splicing, via spliceosome. Gene Ontology annotation, molecular function: pre-mRNA 3'-splice site binding; metal ion binding. The record is from RefSeq and is a predicted model, not a curated record. Bases 266 to 1549 code for a protein of 427 amino acids.